UAGUGGCAUGGUUGGUGGUGUCCUCCGAAGACUCAAAAAGCCAGGAUUAAGAUUCCUGAUUCUUGAGGGCUGUGCCUCGUCCGUCGAAGAAGAACAUGGGACGAGGACGAGAGUGAGUGACAUCUUGGAAAUUUCUAUUCUCUCCUCCAUCCUUCUCUUCUCUGUGUCUGUGCCUCCCCCCGUCUCCUCUGAAAAGUCCACCAAGACGCGGUCCGAACUCCAUAUACUCUGCACGCAUCUCGCCUUCUCCUCCCCCGUUCCUCUUAUCCUGCCUCGCCAGGAAUUUGAACAAUCUCUUGAUCUGGCUGGCAAUCGGAGGUUCGGUUCAUUGGAGAGGUGAAGAUUGUUUAUACAAAUUUCGCAAUUUGAUCCUUGUGGUUUAAUAUGAAGGAUCUUCCUCACAUGCUACCCAGCAACAGAAGUAGAAGUCAGCCCAGGGCUGUUAGACCUUGGCCCCUUUCAGGAAUGGACUACUCAGAUUCAAGACGUAAACCUCAUAUUCUUGCAAAACUUCUUAUGGUGGUCAUUCUUACAGCCUUCUGCGUACUAAUUUUAAAGCAGUCCCCGAGUUUUAGCGGUACUAGUGUGUUCUCUCGUCAUGAACCUGGCGUUACUCAUGUCUUAGUGACAGGCGGUGCUGGCUAUAUUGGUUCGCAUGCUACACUUAGACUCCUGAAAGACUCGUAUCGAGUUACAAUAGUGGAUAACCUUUCCAGAGGAAAUCUUGGAGCUAUUAAGGUUCUUCAGCAGAUGUUCCCAGAGCCUGGGAGACUUCAAUUUAUUUAUGCUGACUUAGGGGAUGCCAGAGCUGUCAACCACAUAUUUGCUGAAAAUGCAUUUGAUGCUGUUAUGCACUUUGCUGCAGUUGCUUAUGUAGGGGAAAGCACACUUGAACCUCUCAGGUACUAUCACAAUAUCACAGCAAAUACCUUGGUGAUUCUUGAGGCGAUGGCAGCGCAUGGUGUAAAAACUCUUAUUUACUCAAGUACAUGUGCUACUUAUGGAGAACCAGAAAAAAUGCCUAUCACAGAAGAAACUCCUCAGCUACCUAUCAACCCAUAUGGGAAGGCCAAAAAGAUGGCAGAGGAUAUCAUUUUGGAUUUCUCAAAGAGAUCCAACAUGGCAGUCAUGAUCCUAAGAUAUUUCAAUGUCAUCGGGUCAGAUCCAGAGGGAAGAUUAGGUGAAGCCCCGAGACCUGAACUACGAGAACAUGGGCGUAUAUCUGGUGCUUGCUUUGAUGCAGCACUAGGUAUCAUACCAGGGUUGAAGGUUAAAGGAACAGACUACCCAACAAGUGAUGGAACUUGCAUCAGAGACUAUAUUGAUGUUACUGAUCUCGUUGAUGCUCAUGUGAAGGCCCUUGACAAGGCAAAGCCUAGCAAAGUUGGCAUAUUCAAUGUUGGUACUGGAAAAGGUAGAUCUGUGAAGGAAUUUGUGGAGGCCUGCAAAAAGGCAACUGGGGUGAACAUUAAAGUGGAUUAUCUCGAACGCAGACCAGGGGAUUAUGCCGAAGUUUAUAGCGAUCCUUCAAAAAUCAAUCAUGAGCUCAACUGGACCGCGCGCUACACCGAUCUUCAGGAGAGCCUCUCGAUCGCAUGGAGGUGGCAGAAAUCACAUCCAAAUGGUUACGGGACACGAUCGGUCAUGGCUGUUUGAUCAUCUCUUGUAGAUGUGGGUUUCCGUUGUAAGUCAUUUUACGGGGUCAUCAUUGCUUGCUUUGAUGAGAAGAGGAGUCGGGUUUGUGGGGGUAUUGAAAAAGGAUUGAGACAUAAAUUAGAAAUAUGAUCUUACCAUAGAAAAGACAGGAAUGGAGAUGAUUUGUUAUUUUUACGAGUGCUAGGAGGAACUCAAUAAAGAACGGAGUUGAUAGUUAUAUUUCCUUGUUAUUCGAUUUCUUUUGUAUAAUUCUUAAAAUUGUGAUUAAAUGCCAUGUUUAUUCUUUUCUCUA
Molecule: messenger RNA, 1948 nt
Organism: Musa acuminata subsp. malaccensis (wild Malaysian banana)
Lineage: Eukaryota; Viridiplantae; Streptophyta; Magnoliopsida; Zingiberales; Musaceae
Source: RefSeq, a predicted model, not a curated record